This is a messenger RNA of Chelmon rostratus (copperband butterflyfish), 903 nucleotides long. RefSeq names its product pancreatic progenitor cell differentiation and proliferation factor b (gene ppdpfb). The transcript has 5 exons. NCBI's taxonomy places the organism in Eukaryota, Metazoa, Chordata, Actinopteri, Chaetodontiformes, Chaetodontidae. The record is from RefSeq and is a predicted model, not a curated record. Gene Ontology annotation, biological process: multicellular organism development; cell differentiation. The coding region runs from base 206 to 547 and encodes 113 amino acids.
UCCAGUCCGUCAAGAACCAGCAUCGAUAUCUGCUCGGACCUUGGAGGGUUACAUUUACCCAAAACUUCUUUUCCAAUGGGCCCCGUCGCCUAGCGUUUCCUCCGCCAGCCUCGCCGACUGAGUUGAAUUGGUGCUCCUGAACAUCGGCACGUCUGGGCCACUAAAAGGUUUCCAUCAAGCACAGCGUACAACGACCAACAGUAGAAUGGCGGCCAUUCCAGCGGGCGGUUCUCUCGUGGCGACCACUGACUACUACCGAAGGCGCAUCGGCUCUACGUCCAGCAGCAGCUCUUGCGGCAGUUCGGAGUACAGCGGAGAGGUCAUCCCUCACCAUCCAGGACUCCCCAAGCAGGACUCUGGCCAUUGGUGGUCCAGUUUCUUCUUUGGGAAGCAGCCAGGGAUGACCCCACUGACUGAGGAGGCGCAGCAGAAGGCGGGGGUCCCAGGUGCGGUGACCAACGGUCAGAUCACCUGCGUUGCCAGGGAGAUGGUGAUGCAACGGCAGGUGAGUGAGAGCAGCGAUGCAGGAAGCCCCACCUCGUCCUGAUCCUGCAGUCUCACUCCGAUCCACACCGCACUUCGGGGGGGGGGCAUCCGACCAAUGACCAACGCUAGGUGACGGGAGGAUAUCCCGUUGACAACCGUGUUAUUUUUUUUUUAUUAUUCUUCAUCGUAGGAUAGGCUGCCUUACUUGUUCUUGUUUUGGUAACCUUGUGUGUUUUUUAUUGACAACCAAGAAAAAAAAAAAAAGAUGCAACUGAGAAGCUGUUUUUUUUUAACAUUUGUAUUGUUCAGUGUUUGUCAUACUGUGGUGCAUUCACACCCACAUGCCUUCGUUAAACAUUCUUCACUUUUGUCACCCUGUGAUUGCAGAUGCAAUAAAGUAGACUCCUGCAGCCUAAA